Molecule: messenger RNA, 717 nt
Organism: Arachis stenosperma
Lineage: Eukaryota; Viridiplantae; Streptophyta; Magnoliopsida; Fabales; Fabaceae
Product: protein MAIN-LIKE 1-like
Exons: 5
Coding region: 1-717 (238 amino acids)
Biological process (GO): meristem maintenance; meristem development
Source: RefSeq, a predicted model, not a curated record
AUGGGCGAUGGUAGUGGUAUGAAUGUGGAAAAAAAUUUUAAUCGGUUAGACGAAGUGCAUAUUGCCGCACAUUUGAUUCAUAAGCCCGCACGUGUUCUGACACUGCAUGGCACACCUGUUAAUGUUUUCAUGCAUUUUGAGUAUGACAAUCUGCUGAUAAGCGCAUUUGUUGAACGAUGGCGACCCGAGAUGCACAUGUUUCAUCUCUUGUGGGGUGAGUGUACUAUAACACUAGAGGAUGUGGCUAUGCAGUUAGGGUUACCCAUUGAUGGCGAGCCUAUACCGCUUGAUGCAGCGGAUGAUGCCAUGAUCCAGUAUGCCCGUUGUUACAUUUUAUAUUUGUUGGGCGGCAUGUUACUACCGGACAAGGCCAACAACACAGUCCAUGUUUAUUAUCUACCUUUGCUUGCCGAUUUUGAUGCCAUCAGCACUUAUAGUUGGGGGAGCGCAUGUCUUUGUUGGCUAUAUCCAGCCAUGUGCUUGGCAACAGAUUACACUGUCGAAGGUAUGGCUGGUUGUCAUACAUUGUUAAUGUCGUGGAUUUAUUACAGGCUAUCGUUCUGGGCACCAGAUGUUACGACCCCGCAUACCUUUCCGUUAGCUACAAGGUGGGCAGGAAAGAAGGGACACAAUGACUAUGCUGAGCAACGCCUUCUCAGGCACCAUAUAAGGUUGGACAAUCUGCAAGUGGAUGAGGUACGGUUUAUGGUCUUUUGA